UCAUCACAAAUGCUCUAAUUAUCUCAUGGUUUCAAUUAAAAAAGUGUUAUUUACACAGAGCAAUGCAAGUACACAAGAAUUUGUUCACAAACUAGUAGGAAGAGAAUUAAAAACAUUUACAAAAAACAGGAAAGUAGAUUAUCAAUUGCUGAUCAUAUAUCGUUUCAAAAAACUACACAUACCAAAGCUCCCAAUGUUCGAUUUUCCUUCAGAAAUUACGCUUAAGGGGAUUUUUUUUCUCAAAAAACGUUGCAACAAUCUGACCUGGCUAGAGAGCCAUCCUAGUUCACGACAGAGAUCAGAGAAGAAAUCUGCAAGCAGAGUCGGCGGCUUCACUGUCUGGCAUCGAUGCGACGAUGCGUCCGGCGGCGUAUAAAAUUCUUGGAGGCAUCUACCUCAUCUCGACCACAAGCAGAGUCGGCGGCUUCGCUAUCUGGCUUCAAUGCGUACGGCGGCGUGAAAUUCCGGGUGGCAUCUACUUCAUCUCUACCUUUGUUCCCCCCGCUCAUCAAGUUGGUCUUGGUCGGAAAAUAUAUUCCGGCUGAAUAGAUAGGGAGAAUAUGUGGAGAUGAAUGUUUAGAUUUAAUUUUAGAGACAGAAAUGUCA
This is a messenger RNA of Cuscuta epithymum, 606 nucleotides long. The record is from the annotation of a GenBank genome assembly. NCBI's taxonomy places the organism in Eukaryota, Viridiplantae, Streptophyta, Magnoliopsida, Solanales, Convolvulaceae.